This is a messenger RNA of Tachysurus vachellii, 2023 nucleotides long. Its product is annotated as zinc-binding protein A33-like. Gene Ontology annotation, molecular function: zinc ion binding; protein binding. Lineage: Eukaryota; Metazoa; Chordata; Actinopteri; Siluriformes; Bagridae. Bases 108 to 1541 code for a protein of 477 amino acids. The record is from RefSeq and is a predicted model, not a curated record. The transcript is spliced from 6 exons.
AAGUAAAACGUCAGCAGCUCUAGACCGUGUACGGCGCAUGAGCGAGGAAGUGAAUUGAACCGUUGAUGUUUUCUGAGGAGGUAAAACAGUUAGCUUAGCCACUUAAUAUGGCGUCUAAACGUUCCUUCUCUGAGGAGGACUUCACGUGCCCUGUGUGUUUUGACGUGUUUAAGGAGCCCGUGCUCCUGUCGUGCGGUCACAGCGCGUGCACCACGUGCGUUAACCAGUACUGGGAAACCAAAGGACACCAAGAGUGUCCUCUUUGCAGGAAACGCUCCACUAGAAACCCUCCUAUCAACCUGGCUCUGAAGAACCUGUGUCAGACCUUCCUGGAGGUCCGAGGAGAUCCCGAGACGCUCUGCGACAUCCACAGAGAGAAGCUGAAACUCUAUUGUGUGAAUGACGGACAUGCAGUGUGUUUAAUCUGCAGAGAUUCUAGAAAACACUCACAACACUGCUUCAUCCCUGUCGAAGAAGCAGCUUCUGAACAAAAAGAUAUUCUUAAGGCUGCAGUGAAUACGUUGAAAAUGAAAAUGAAGAGCUUUCAAGACGCCAAAGUUAGUUUACAUAAAAAUGUUAAUCACAUACAGCAACAAGCCAAGUACACAAAGGAGCAGAUUAAGGAGGAGUUUGGGAAACUUCAUCAGUUCCUGCAACUCGAAGAGGCAGCAAUUAAGGCUACACUGGAGGUGGAAAUAAGGCAAAAAAUAGAGAGUCUUGAAAACAAAAUAGAAAAUAUCAAACAAGAGGUACUGUCUCUCUCCAAGACUAUUAGAGACAUGAAAGUUGAAUUACAAUCUGAUGACAUCAGAUUCCUGAAGAAUUUUGAGACAAAUCUGGCGAAUGCCCAGUACAAAGAGUCAAAUCUACAUGUUUCUUCAGGAGAAGUAAUUAGUGUUGCGAAGUACCUAGGCAAUCUGCAGUACCAGAUCUGGAACAAAAUGCAGAGCUUCAUCAGAUACACACCUGUUGUCUUGGACCCAAACACGGCUCACUCUCAACUCAUCCUGUCUCCAGAUUUGACCAGCGUGAGAGACCGUGAUGAUGACCAUGAAGACCAGACUGACUUGAAUUGUCCACCGGUUUUGGACACUCCUAAGAGAUUUAGGAGUUUGUGUGUGCUGGGUUCUAAGGGCUUCUCUUCAGGGCUGCACUGUUGGGAUGUUGAUGUGGGAAACAACACCUUCUGGAUGCUCGGAGUGACCACAGAGUCUGUACAGAGAAAAGAACCCACUGUUUUUCCCAGCGGAGCGUGGGGCAUUGGGUAUGAUGACCAAAAGCUGUGUGCUCGGUCUCCUUCAGAACCAUAUACUCCUCUGGCUUUGGCUGCCAAACCCCAGAAGGUCAGAAUUCGUUUAGAUCUGGAUUCAGGGGAGGUGUGGUUCUUGGAUCCUGCCAGCAAUGCUGUUAUCCACAUGUUCUCACACCACUUCACUGAGAAAGUCUUUCCAUUCUUCCACAGCAUGUGCAGUCUGUCUCCUCUGAAGAUCAUGCCUCUCCAGCCUUUUGUGGUCCUGCAAAAGCUCUCAGAAUGCUCUUAAGGUUUCUGCAGGUUGUAAUAGCAGGGGUUCAUGCUGCUGUGUGACAUUAUGGACAGUGGAGUUACACAUCAUGAUACUUAUUUGUUUUGGUCCACAACUAAAGACAAACAGAAUGUAGUAUGACAUCAUUAUAUCUGGGACUUGAUACAUCAUAUUUAAUACAUGUUUAAUGGUAUACUUUAAACUGCUAGUUUCUUCCAAUGAUUACUUACAACUUUCUGUUUUCCAAAGGUGUUUCCAUUAUGAAACUCAAGUGGACACACAGGUGAAAAGAGGUCUAUUAAUAAGACUAAAUGCAAGUACUAGCUUUAUUUUACUCGACAAAGCAACACUGUGAUCUGGCUUGUAAAUCACUCACAUGAUUAUUGGAUCUAUAGUAGUUUUUCAUACUCUUAGGUAAUACUCAAGCAGUGUGUCCAAGUAUAUUGAUGAUUAGCUGGUGUAUUCUGUCUCAUUUAAAAAAUAAACUGAUUUAACAUUCA